AUGAAGAUGAGAUGCCCAUCACGUGGAACAGCAGUGGAACAGGGCCUCUCGAAGGGUAGGGAUAGACCAGACACGAGUAGUACCAUUUCAUUCGUUGGCACGAUGGGCUUGACGGAAUUGAGGGACAAGUUUAAAACGCUAAGCCAGGAGAGCCAGCGCUUGCGGGUGCGAAUUCGGAAGCAGCAGGCGGAGGUCGAGAAGCCGAAGGUUUACAGUCUGCAGGCAGCUGAGCCCUCGGUGGACGGUAUUGACGGCGCUGAAGUGGUGGAUAAUGUGACUGUGAAGCUUCUUAACACUCCUCUGCGACAGCUGGAGGCGAGAGAAGCUAGAAGAGGGGAAAACGGCGACGAUGCAGUGGCCCGCGUGGAGGGCGACCGGGUCGCAAAAGACACGUACAAGAAGGAGCUGGCUCUUUUAGGGAGGAAAAGUACGCGGGGCACGUAUCGGGACAAUGUGGAGCGGCUCGUGACGCAUUUGAACGAUGUGUCGAAGAAGCGGUACCUCGUGCGGAAGAAUAAGAUGAAACGGCAAGGCGCUCGGGGCGGGUCAUCCCUAGACGGGUACAUCAACGAGAAGAACAAACAAUUCAACAAGAAGUUGCAGCGCAACGGACCAUCCACUUGA
This is a messenger RNA of Huiozyma naganishii CBS 8797, 624 nucleotides long. RefSeq names its product Syf2p (gene SYF2). Lineage: Eukaryota; Fungi; Ascomycota; Saccharomycetes; Saccharomycetales; Saccharomycetaceae. The record is from RefSeq and is a predicted model, not a curated record. Bases 1 to 624 code for a protein of 207 amino acids. The transcript has a single exon.